AUGACUUUGCCGCCUAAGCAUGUCACAAAUGGGCGCAACAAGAACCGGCUCAAGCGAUCUGAGAGCAAGGUUCCGCGGGACUUCACGGAGACUCGUGCGCCUCACUUCUCAUCUAGUCAACUCCGAGUUAGUAAACCAACAGAAAUCAGCAGCGGACAUUCGUACGAGUUCUCCGGCGAAGACCAGCAACCAAAUCCCGAUCCCAACCAUCCUCCCAGCCCCAACAGUCCUCCCAGCAAACUCCUUGAACUGGUUGCUGCUUGCUACACCUCCUCCGCCACCUGCGCGUCAUGA
Penicillium pulvis is the source of this 294-nucleotide messenger RNA. RefSeq lists its product as uncharacterized. The record is from RefSeq and is a predicted model, not a curated record. The transcript has a single exon. NCBI's taxonomy places the organism in Eukaryota, Fungi, Ascomycota, Eurotiomycetes, Eurotiales, Aspergillaceae. Bases 1 to 294 code for a protein of 97 amino acids.